Molecule: messenger RNA, 2349 nt
Organism: Hippoglossus stenolepis (Pacific halibut)
Lineage: Eukaryota; Metazoa; Chordata; Actinopteri; Pleuronectiformes; Pleuronectidae
Product: schwannomin-interacting protein 1
Exons: 8
Coding region: 309-1211 (300 amino acids)
Biological process (GO): positive regulation of hippo signaling
Cellular component (GO): cell junction; plasma membrane
Source: RefSeq, a predicted model, not a curated record
CACCCCAUGGCAAGACACACACAAUCAAGGAUCUCCACACAUCACUGAAACUAAACCACACGUGACAACAGAGGCAUGCGAUGUUGGUCUAUUUGAGAGCAGGGACGCUUGUCGGCAUUUAAUUUACCACGGCUCUAGAACGUUAGUUGGCCAGAAUUAGGGCACUGAGCUCAGGAGUAAAACUAUUCUGCAGAGGCAUCAGAACAGCAGUCGUCUUCUACAACACUGUUGGGUUUUAAUCGCUGCUUGUGCACUUUACUUGAAGCAUUUCAUGGAAUUGUCACAUGUCUACAACGUAGUUCGUCUUCAUGGACGACUAUGAUGUGGACAUGGACGAGGAAGAAGAGGGAGACUUAUUCAUGAGAAAGGCCACAGCAGGCCACUGGUGGGAGGACUGUGGUGGUGAUGGCAACUGUGAUAUACAUCACCAGAGAGGGGGGAGAGGCUGCAUGGUAAACAGCCGCAGCUGGGCCGAGGAGCUCCAGGAUAUCUUUACACCACAGGCUGUAGACUGUUACAGCGGAGGGCGAAGCAGAAUCUCCAGCAUCUCUGCCCAGAGAAACGAGAGAGAGUCCAUCAGGCAGAAACUUGCCCUUGGCAGUUUCUAUGACGACGAGCCUGUCAUCUACACCAGCUGCAGCAAGAACGGCCCAUCCUCCCGCAACAGUGACAAAGACAGCGAUGCGGAGGACAGCAGAACAGAGACCAGUCUGGACACGCCGCUGUCACCUGUGAGCAAGCAGAGCUCGUCGUUGUCAGACCGGGACACGGCAGAGGAGGACUCGGACCCAUUAGAUGACUGCAGCGGGUUCUGGCGGGUGCAGCGGAGACUGCAGGAGGAGGCCAGGGUGGCGUUGGCCCUAGCUCGACCCAUGGCCCGCAUGCAGGUGGAGGUGGAGAGGCAGAUACAGCUGCACAGACGCUCACCUGUGGCUGACAUGCUUCCCCAUUUGCCUCACAUCAGUGAGUGCUUGAUGAAGAGGAAUUUGAGGCGGGGGGACAUGAGGGACAUGAGUCUCGGACAGCUGCAAGUCAUCACAAAUGACCUACACUCACAGAUCCAGAGUUUGAAUGAAGAGCUGGUGCAGUUGCUGCUAAUGAGGGAUGAGCUGCAUGUGGAGCAGGACGCCAUGCUGGUGGACAUAGAGGACCUCACCAGGCACGCUCACAGCCACCAUCGGCAGCAGGCAGACAAAGCCAUCUCUAAAUAAACACAUGGCCCGGUUCCUCACGUGUCCGUCUGCACGUCAUCCAACCCGCAUCGCUCCAUGGACCGUCACCAGUGUUACUUAUGAAACUCCAUCUGUGCUGACUGUUUCUGAAGAGCUGAUAUAAUAUGUGUUGUCAGGAUGUUGUCACAGGCCAGAGGGGGGAGGGGGGCUGCUUUCAGUAUGAACACACCUGAGUUUAGGGUUUGUGCAGGCUUCUCACUUCCACCUCGGCAUGAUUAACCAGAGCAUAUUUCACAGAUGUAGGGGAAACACUUUGACCUCAUUCCAUCCCCAACACUGAUUUACCUCUUUAUGACUUUUGCACAGUACACUCAUGUACAUGUAUGUUAGUGCAGUAAGUAGAGGAAACGCCUGCACACUUUAUUUCUCACUUCUCUCAGAAAGGAUAAUGACUUUCAGGGACAUGAAGAUCAGUUGGACUUUGUAUUACCUUUGUCUCUAUAGUGAUCACAGAGAUUUAUCCAUUCUUGUCAAUGUAUUCACUUCUUUCUUUCACUAGAAGCACUGUCAUCACUUUUUAAUUCACUAUUAAACAUCUAUUGUCUGAGCUGUUGCAACAGAAAGGAUGAACAUUUGCAGCUUGUAGCGUCACCGGUCGUCUAAAUGCUUCACAGAAGUUUCUAGCUUUAAAUGCUGUGUGCAAUAAGAGACACAUUAAGAGAAACCUUUUUUGACUUAUAUUUAAAAUGUAUAUUUGUCAAAUUUGGCGAUACUUGAUACAAUCGACAAAAUGAAGAGAUGUCGGUUAAAAAUAAUUUGGGUUGAAAUGAGGCAGAAGGGAAGACAUGUUGACAUGAACGACCUCCAAAUUGAAAAAAUAUGCAAUGUGAUGGUUGUUAAGCUGAAUUUACCAAUGCGACAAAAGGAAGUUUAAGAUCAAAUACUAAUUAUAAAUGAUAGUCUAUAUCUAUUUUAUCUGUUUACAAUGUUUAUGGACACGCAGUAUGUAAAUGUCAAAAGACUAAAAGGAUGAAGGACAAGCCCUGUGUGUGUUUAGGAGCUUUUUAAGAAUGUCAGUUAACACAAACUUUCUUUUUCUUUUGUUUGCUCCAUUGAUCAAUGUACUGUAUAAUGAUUGUAUAAAAAGAUCCAUUAAUAAACGCUUCAAUGGUGUGAA